AUGUCACCUGUACCCAAUGAAGCAGACCCCGAAGUGCCACGAAUGGAUCCCAGGAUUCUUAUUUUCCUUCUCUAUGUGAUGAUCCUUCAUGAGCUGGUGAGUGGCUGGAUGGAGUACCAGAAGCAGAUAGCCAAGCCGAAGAAGCAGGCGGGUCCAGUUUGGUCUUCUAGCAAUGCCACCAGAUCAAACCACUCCAGCUUCUCCAGGCCUCUGGUGCACUCGGUGCGCAGGGAGAGGUACAGGGACUGGAGGAAACCGGGGCGGAUCAUCCGGAAAGCCACAAUCAGAGAAAGUCAAGCUGAGCGUGGCAGGUUCGAGAUUGAUUCCCACGAGGUGGUCAGCACAGAGGGUUCUCCUAAGUCCUUGGAGCCACUGGCCUCCCUCACCUUCAUGAACACCAGCGUGGUCUGCAUGCCCCAGGGGCUGCACCCCACCAUCCCUGCCCUGGGGACCCUUCUCCUGCUGGGCAGUGUCCUGCUGAACGGCAUGAGCUUCUGGGUGUUCUGCUUCUGCAUCAAGCAGUGGGAUUCAGGCAUGAUCUUGCAGUUCAACCUGGUACUGGGAGAUGUCCUGAUCAUCCCUGUUGCUCCACUCAGGAUUUCCUACCUCAGCCUCGGCAACCAGUGGCCAUUUGGGCAAUUUCUCUGCCAGUUCGAAGCCUUCCUGCACAGCGCCCACGAGUACAGCAGCAUCUAUUUCCUGACGCUCAUCUGCAUUCACCGGUACUUUGUCAUUGUUCGGUACAAGAGCAAGUCCCUCUGGAAGAAGAAGAGCUUCUUGAGAAAGCUGUCCUUGUUCGUCUGGCUCAUCCUCUUUGUCCAAGGGCUGCCUUUCUUCUUCCUCCUCAAGACUUCAGUUAUUGAUGGCUCAGCAAAAUGCCUAACUAUUAAUCAGCCAGAGCUGUCCUCUGUUUACUUCUUCUACAACAUGGUUUCGGUUGUGGUCUCUUUCCUCCUGCCCUUUGCCAUUUCCUUGACUUGCGGAGCUCUGUUGGGAUCUGCCAUUGCUAAAGCAGCAAAGAAAAGCUCCAGAGGGAAGAAGAUGAAGAGCAGGUCUCUGCAGAUGAUAACAGUGUCUCUGGUGAUUUUUGUCAUCUGCUUUGGCCCCCUGCACAUCUGCAGGACCAUCAGAGUCAUUGUGAAGUACUAUGGCAUGUCUUGCAAACUCUUGCACCAAACAGAAGUUGCCUACUAUGUCAGCUGGGUGUUCACCAUGGCAAACACCUGUCUGGAUCCCCUGAUUUAUGUGUUUGCCAAUGACAAGUUUAAGAAGAGCUUUGCUGACUCCUUUCGAAAACGCUGGGGCACCAAGUGA
Molecule: messenger RNA, 1314 nt
Organism: Gavia stellata (red-throated loon)
Lineage: Eukaryota; Metazoa; Chordata; Aves; Gaviiformes; Gaviidae
Product: P2Y purinoceptor 4-like
Exons: 4
Coding region: 1-1314 (437 amino acids)
Biological process (GO): G protein-coupled receptor signaling pathway
Cellular component (GO): plasma membrane
Molecular function (GO): G protein-coupled receptor activity
Source: RefSeq, a predicted model, not a curated record